CCCUCUCCUUGAGACUUUGUUCUCUCUCUCUCUCUCUGCUACUUUCUCCCCUCCCCCCCAUCUUGGUGGGUAGAUCAUCAUCAUCAUCACCAGCGCCGCCACCUUCAUCAAAUACAACCUCCAAGCACCUCAACAAUGGUGGAUCAUCAUACUGUUUGCUGUAUGUGCGGUGAUAUAGGCUUUCCCGACAAGCUUUUCCGCUGCACCAAGUGCCGCCACCGCUUCCAACACUCGUACUGCAGCAACUACUACGGCGAAUCGUCGCAGCAAAUUGGGCUCUGCGAUUGGUGCCAAAGUGAAGAUAGAAGCAGUACUUCUUCAAGGAACGACAGUUCUUCAAGGAAGUUAUUGGUCAAUGACGGCGGCGCCACCGGCAGAUCCGAGUACUCCGGCGACAAAAUCAAGCAGCAGCAUGACCCUGUAGACGCCGCCGAUAAGGGGAAGAAUCCAGCCGGCGCGCCGUCUCCGAGGCCCACUCCCCGGCGGUACAAGCUCCUCAAGGAUGUCAUGUAUUAGAACGAUUUCAUGGUUGAAAAUGUCGAUUUUGUGCAUCUUCCCGUCGAUGGGUUUAAUGUGACUGCUUGUAAACUAAUAGAACUAGCACGUGAUCAUGUAUUAUAUACUAAAUUCUAUAAAUUUCUGCAUUACUUAUUAAUAAUUACGCAAUACAUAAUGAA
Diospyros lotus (date-plum) is the source of this 677-nucleotide messenger RNA. RefSeq lists its product as uncharacterized. The transcript is spliced from 2 exons. Bases 136 to 516 code for a protein of 126 amino acids. The record is from RefSeq and is a predicted model, not a curated record. NCBI's taxonomy places the organism in Eukaryota, Viridiplantae, Streptophyta, Magnoliopsida, Ericales, Ebenaceae.